UCUGCUAUGCUAGCAGACUAAACACCGAAUCUAUGAUGAAAUGCAUUUCUUAAUAAUUCUGGGUAUUUUAUCAAAUACGCAUGCAUUCAAAGAGAAGCAUUUUACAGAACCAGGUUUGGAAGAGUUAGUGCGUCAAAUUAAUGGACUUAAUGGGCUUGAAGGAGAACCAAGAUAUUCUAGGGUUCAGAGAAAUGUAGUUGUAUACCGCAAGAAAACUCGGCAAGAGAUGAUUGAGGACGAAUUCAAAGAGUAUGAAAAAUGUCUAAAGAAGAGAGAGGCAGAAAGACUCGAAGGAAAGAACACGAUUCGGGGGUUGUUGGUAUUGGAGGGCCAAAGUGUGAGACUCAGCUGCAAUCUGUGCCCACGACCUGACCAGGACUUCGCCAAACUGCAGAUAAUAGACUGGCAACAACUACGACGCCAGGACUCAGAUUUCGUAUUCGUUGAUCACGAAAAUGAACGAGUUAAAAUUGACAAGAGUACUCGUGAUCUUAUCUUUGAUGCAGUGGAUGUUUUGGAUGCAGGUCAAUAUUUUUGCAUAAACACCUUCUACAGAGAAUAUGAGGAAAUCUAUCAACUUGAUGUGUUAUUCAGGGAAAGGCUUAAGACGACGAAAUACGAAGACAUUGCACAGGGAAAAGACAAGUUUCUUGGAGAAUACUGGCUGAAGGAUCGCAACAUCAAAACGUUCACAGCCUGGUCAGAUUGGACUGACUGCCAAGACUGCAAUAAGAAAAGUGUUAAACGGAGGGUGGGUAUAUGCAUGGUCAACAAAAUUGAUAAGACUCUUCCUGUUUUGCCUUAUGACCUUCCAGUCCUCGACCUUUACCCCAAUGGCGUGCCUUGUCGGUCAACCGUGCUGCCUAAAGAUCUGGCUUCAGUUAAACGCAUCAAAAUGAGGCGUAGCGAGGUGUGUUUGGCAGACUGUUUCAAAAAUUGCCCAACUACGCCGGGUUACACUCUCAUCAAAGACGAGAAUGGUACAGUGAUUGAAACAGUAGAGGCUGGAUUUUACUCACUCAAAAAGCCACCCACACUUCCACCUAUGGUCGUGCGAAAAGUGCUUUUCGAACCUGUAAACAAACACCUUAUUCUAAAAUGCCCAAAAAGUCAGCAUUCUAAGGCUCUGAUACGAUGGCAAAAUAACUCAAUGGUGUUAAAUCCCCUGACAAUUAAACGACAAACCAGAGGACGAGUGUUCAUUGAUACUGUAAACAGACUGCACAUCCGGCGCCUGCGCUUGACUGACACCGCGCCAUACAACUGCUGGAGCUCAACUCUUCAUUUGGCGACCAUUAAAGUGAUCGUCCAUGAGGCUUACAACGACAUAAAAAUUAAGGAAGUCAUUACUCUUGGCGGGCUUGGUCUGACUAUUUUUUCUAUUUCAUGUAUUUUGAUUUGUACUAUAUGUAAAGGAAGGAAGAAGAAGAAAAAGAAAAAGAGCAAAAAAUGAUUUCUAAAAAAAAAUCUGUCGUUUGGCAUGAUAUACUUGUAAAUUUAUUCUUGAAUUAACUUGAACAGUUGAAAGUGGGUUUAUAUGCACAAUGCUUGUAUUUGACCGAUGUUAUUUCACCACUACUUCCUUUUACUUUUUUAAUGCCAGUUUAACUGUCUUUUGUGUAAAGUAUGUUGCUAAGCAUAUGUACUAUUUCAACUAUUGCUUAUAUUGCUUUAGUUUGAUUAUAUGUAAAACUCCA
Saccostrea cuccullata (small rock oyster) is the source of this 1697-nucleotide messenger RNA. RefSeq names its product Ig-like V-type domain-containing protein FAM187A. The coding region runs from base 41 to 1453 and encodes 470 amino acids. The record is from RefSeq and is a predicted model, not a curated record. The transcript is spliced from 2 exons. NCBI's taxonomy places the organism in Eukaryota, Metazoa, Mollusca, Bivalvia, Ostreida, Ostreidae.